Molecule: messenger RNA, 624 nt
Organism: Lodderomyces parapsilosis
Lineage: Eukaryota; Fungi; Ascomycota; Pichiomycetes; Serinales; Debaryomycetaceae
Product: protein-arginine N-methyltransferase
Exons: 1
Coding region: 1-624 (207 amino acids)
Biological process (GO): peptidyl-arginine methylation
Molecular function (GO): protein-arginine omega-N monomethyltransferase activity
Source: RefSeq, a predicted model, not a curated record
AUGAAGUACGUGAUAGAGCAUAUGGAGGAAGGAUUUUCCGAGUGGGUCAUUCUAGAGUAUUCACAAAUUAUCAAGGAUGUAGGUAAAGAAAAUCUUAUACUUACAUCGCUUCCACCAUCAACCACUGAAAACGAUAUCCCCAAAAGAUUACUCGACCUCGGGAUCAACUGGACCACCAAAGAAUGUGUUGAGCUAGAAGAAGGUGGCUUGAAAAAAGAGGAAGUGUGCUUACUUGACCCAGCAGCCAAGACAGAUUUAACCCCUCAAGAUAAAUCGAAAUUCAAGUAUUUUGUAUUUGGUGGAAUAUUGGGUCAACAUCCAAGGAUUGAUCGCACGGGGAUAUUACGUGAGAAAUAUGGGUUUAUGGGAAGAAGAUUGGGGUCAUUACAAAUGACUACAGAUACCGCUGUUCGAACAACACAAAGAAUAAUCGAAGAUGGGAUUGAAUUUGACAAGAUUAAAUUUUUGGAUUAUCCUGAAAUCAAAUAUAAUAAAUACGAAUCUACAGAAAUGCCAUUUAGGUACAUCGUUGAUGACAAAGAUGAACCAAUUUUGCCCGAGGGGAUGUUGGAGUUGAUCAAGCAUGAUGCUGAUCAAAGUAUAGAUGAUUUGUUAAUAAAUUGA